Messenger RNA from Paramormyrops kingsleyae, 5917 nucleotides. RefSeq names its product BCL6A transcription repressor b (gene bcl6ab). Lineage: Eukaryota; Metazoa; Chordata; Actinopteri; Osteoglossiformes; Mormyridae. The record is from RefSeq and is a predicted model, not a curated record. Gene Ontology annotation, biological process: regulation of transcription by RNA polymerase II. Gene Ontology annotation, molecular function: protein binding; DNA-binding transcription factor activity, RNA polymerase II-specific. Gene Ontology annotation, cellular component: nucleus.
UUUUUUUUGGCUAAAUUAUUUGGCGCGAAGUUGUCCUUUCUGUAGCAGGUGGCUUAGCAGUUGUGGAUGUUUAUUGAAAUGUAUAACAAGGUGUUUUGGGAAAGUUUUGUAUGUGUUGUUGUUGGUACUGAGUGGCCUGGCCAUUGUCGGUACUCUGACGCAUCUUCGUCGGUUUCUGAUAUUCCUGCUGCGGGGAGAAGGGGGUUUGCGGCAGUAGGGCUGUGAAAGGUCUCCUGUCACUUUCGGCUGACAGGCGAGAGCGCGGUGCUGCAGAAUCAUCUGCGCUCUAUAGAUUAUACCAAAAAAUCCGAAUCUUCGUUUCUUGCAGUAUUCUUGAUUAGUUCAGCUUGUUCUCGCAGCCAUGAAUGCGUGCCAGAGCGCGUUAUGUUGUGACUGAUCUGUUUAUCCCAACAUACGAGAUGCGCAUAAAAUGUUAUAUGAAUGCUUGACUGGCAUUGCCGCCUGCAUCACUGCGCUUUGAUGAAUGUCCUAAGUUUGUGGACGUCUAGGACUUCCUAAGGUGUUUGCUAACUUCUCGCAAAGAUGUCUAUCUUUUUUGGGCAGUGUGUGUGACUCCUCUUUGGGUAUGAAGCUACACGUUCAGAAGUCAUUGACUCCUGUUGGGGGGAAAAUGCGCUAACCGAGGAUGCAAUGUUAAGGCUGCAGAUCGCUCGUAACUGCGUUACGGCCCUUUCAGCCAUCCCUGGACUUAAACCGCUUUAUCGACUGGUAUAUUUCAACUCAGUCAUAUGUCUGUGGGUUCUGGGGUGUCAAGGCAGAAAAUAAAUGUACGAAAUGUGUUUAUUUAUGGUUAGACAGCGGUAACCAAUGGCUAUAUUCCUGUUGCUCGUCGCUAGCAAUGUAUCAUUAUUUCUACUACAAUAAACAGGCGCAUCACAAAUGCGUGUAGAAAAGUUUGCGCGUCGCUAACGAUUAAAUAACGGUGUGUUCAUUUUAGGCGAUUGGCAACACUUCAAAAUAUCAAUUGGUGUUUUAACUUCAAUAAAUGUUGGGUUUUGUGUUCUGUACAGUCUUCGAUCUACUUUCUCAUCGUCUUUAGUAUUAGUUCAGUACCCAGGCGAGACACACUUGAUGGAAAGAAGCACCGUGAUGUUGGACAAAUGCCUACACGCUAUUUCUGGAAGUGAGCUACCAGGUUUCAGACGUCAGUUAGAUGGGGAUCAUUUUCAAUUUACUCCAAACGCGAACUUGAGGACCAAUUUUUUUUCCAGGAGCCAAUGAGAAAUAAUACUUUCGCUGCAAAAACUAUAUCGCUCUUCAUGAAAGAAAGAAAAAAAAAAAUCAGUACCGCAUGUAGUGUGGUAUAGAAACUUAGAAUUUGACCAAAAGGACUUUCCCGUAAUAGAGACGGAAAGACGUCAUGGAUUAUUAAUUUAACAUCAUGCGAAUAAAAUUUUGUUGUAGAUUUUUUUUCUUAAUUGUAAAACAUCUGUAGUCGUGGGCAUCACUAGUGGAAAUUACAGUUGAAAACCGUGUAGGCUACUUGACCGAAUUCAUAUUUGGAUAGCUGAGCAGCUGCGCUGUACUCGCCAGCAGAUUUAAUGGUACAGGACAGAUAAUUAUAUCAAAAGAACAAAAUCUCUGGUGACUAAUUCCAGUAGCCUACAGACUAGUAAAUGUGUCCAAAACCCGUUUGAAACCAGAUGAAAAUUCCGCAGGAAUUUCCGCAAGAGUGUGUGUUUGUUUUGUAGUAAUUGUCAGUUAUUUUAGUUUGUUAUAUUCUUUAAAAAUGAGUAGGAUAAUCGGAUAGAAGAUGCAUGGCUAUUAAACUUCUUCAGCAUUUCUUCCAUGUUAAAAAUAACACCUGCAGGUAUAAGCACCGGGAAGUCCAAGUGUAGAUGCCUUUUAAAAGUUGUUUUCGAUACAUUAAUUAGGUUACACUUGACGUGUCACACAGGUUGUGUCAGUGGAUUUUAUGCGUGUUUUAAAUAUUAAGUUCAACACUGUUUGAAAUAGGUGUGUGUGUGUGUGUGUGUGUGUGUGUGUGUGAGAGAGAGAGAGAGAGAGAGCUUACACUUAACACUAUAUAAAUUAGUUUGCCAUUCCAAAAUCAAAAACUUCAUACCGUUAUUUGUCUUGUAUUGCAUUCUGACUUAUGAAGAAAUACAAGGUCUUUAUUGCCAUCUAGUGUCAGUCUAUACUUUGCAGCCCAUUGGGCACCUUACAGAACUUUAGUCUAAUAAAGCACAUUUUCGCAGCAUAUUCUCGAUAUUUUUUGGGGGGUGCGGGGAACAGAAGAUUCGGCGAUAACUUAAAUCACUGCAGCGAAUUCUAGUUCUCUGUAUGUAAAUACUGACGGUCGUGUACCCCAAGUCAUAAUCUUGUACCGAAUAUAGAUUUGACAGUAAUGCGUUAUGGUUAGAAUGACAGCAGUAAGUUCCAAAAUGUUACUGAUAAGUCCAUUAAAGUCAGUUUUUUUAUAUAGUCAAGUCGUUAAAGCGAUCGCAUUUACUGAAAUGAUACUCAAUGAUCAUUCUAUCUGGAAUUUGAACGUUGGCAUAUAGAUGUACCACAAUCGAGAACCGGGUUACCUGCUUAACAGCCGCUUCUUCUGUACAAACUUUCAUUUGUUCAUGAAAUUUCCACCUAAAAUUCAAUCAUACGUAAUCUCCCAUUAAUUUAAACAGCCAUGCUAUGGGCGCAAUCUAUUAGCGUUUAUUUUCAUAAGUCGCGCUUCUCCAAAUAAAAAUAAGUAACUGGUGCAUACGCAGGUCAUCUACUUCUCUCAAUACCGAUAACUACUUGAACUCCAAGUGGACGCAGAUCUUGAGAAAAUGGCCUGUGCAGCAGACAACUGCAUCCAGUUCACCCGGCACGCCAGUGACGUCCUGCUCAACUUCAACCGGCUACGCAGCCGGAACAUUCUCACUGACGUCACCAUCCUUGUCAACAGACAGCAGUUCCGCGCCCAUAAGACCGUUCUUAUGGCAUGCAGCCGGCUGUUUUACACUAUAUUCACGGACUCAGUCAAAUGUAACCUGAGUGCCAUAAGCCUGGACCCAAAGGUGGACCCAGAAGGUUUUGCGGUUCUGCUGGAGUUCAUGUACACGUCAUGUCUGUCACUGAAGGACAGUCUGAUUGUGGCGACUUUGAACACUGCCAUCUACCUGCAGAUGGACCAUGUUGUGGACACCUGCCACAGAUUCAUCAAAUCCAGGGACUCCACUGCUAAGCUGUCCAGAGAAGACAUCCUGGCCAGUCCCCUGCUGUUAUCUCAGGACGUACACGCCUACAGGGCUCACGAAGAGCAGAAUUUACCCAGCCGCGUCGCCCCCUUCAGGGAUGGGAGGCCCUACUGUCCCAGCAUGUUUGGUAGUGUGAACACCCCCAGCAGCUCCUACCAUCUCUACGGCCAUCUUCCCGUCCAGGGCUUCUCCUUCCCAUUAGGGAAGCUACCAGACACCAAAAGCUCCUUCCCAGACUUUCCAAAAGGGAGCGCCUUCCACCAGAAGCUCUCCUCGCCGUCCGACUGUGCCAGUGUCGCAGCAGUCGACUACCGCGCAAUCACCACCGCUGCUCCUAGCGUCAGUCAUCUAACAUUCUACCCCUCGCAGGAGGUUACUAGAGAGGAGGAGGCCAGGAAAGAAACGCCAGGAGAAGCCCGAUCAUCUGGUAUAAGUUUAGGCUUCAAGAGACCGAACUUCCCUGGAUGCCAGGAGACAACCAGAGAGGUGUCCUCUAUGGACCAACAGCAGCAGCAAGAAGAAGAAGAGAUGGAGGAGGGAGAAGAUAGGGAUUUGGGUCACCUACACUACCCACAGAGCCUUCCCCCCAGCCGCCGCAAGGUCCCUGUGGGGAGCCCGCAGAGCCCACUAAAGUCCGACUGCCAGCCAAACUCGCCCACAGAGUCGAGCAGCAGCAAGAAUGCCGCCCUUAGCCUCGGCCAGGCCCCUGGCUCCCCAACAGCUCCGGGCAUGGCCGACCCCAAGGCCCGCAACUGGAAGAAAUACAAGUACAUCGUCCUCAACUCGGUCAACCAAGCCUCGAAGGAGAGCGGGGACAGUCCCAGGCCGGAGGCCCGAUCGCCCGCCUACCCACCGACCGGCGAAGCUGAACACCCGGAUCCACAGGCGAGCAAGGUGACGGAGCAGAGCCAGGAAUCCCCAGCACCACAGGCUAGUCGCCUCAACAGCAUCAUCAACAGGACCCAUGAGGCGAGUCAGAGGGGCGACAGCUGCUCCUCACUCUACCCAGGACACCUAAAGUGCUCCUCUUGUGGCUCCUGCUCCCCCCAGCACCCAGAGGUGUGCAUCCACACUCCCGUCUCCAGCUUCGGUGAGGAGAUGUCGGAGCUGCACUCGGAGUACUCGGACUCCAGCUGCGAAAACUGCACAUUCUUUUGCAACGAAUGCAACUCUAAAUUCACAGAGGAGGAUUCCCUGAAACGGCACGUUCUCCAGGCGCACAGCGACAAGCCCUACAAGUGCGACCGCUGCCAGGCCGCCUUCCGCUACAAAGGGAAUCUCGCCAGUCACAAAACCGUCCACACAGGAGAGAAGCCGUACCGCUGCAACAUCUGCGGUGCUCAGUUCAACAGACCAGCCAACCUGAAGACCCACACUCGCAUACACUCUGGAGAGAAGCCUUACAAGUGUGAGACAUGUGGCGCCCGUUUCGUCCAGGUCGCCCACCUCCGCGCUCACGUGCUGAUCCACACGGGGGAGAAGCCUUACCCCUGCGAUAUCUGUGGGACGCGUUUCCGCCACCUACAGACGCUGAAAAGCCACCUGCGUAUUCACACAGGAGAAAAGCCGUACCAUUGUGAGAAGUGCAACUUGCACUUUCGCCACAAGAGUCAACUGAGGUUGCACCUACGGCAAAAGCACGGCGCCAUCACCAACACCAAAGUCCAGUAUCGUAUAUCAACAGCCGAUCUGCCCGGCGACCUUCCCAAAGUCUGCUGAGCAGAGCCUGGGGAGGGAAACCCCCACUUUGAAAUAUGAACCACGGACUGUUUUGUACACUUGUGAAAUUGUGCCACAAUUCGGGGGGGGGGGGGGGGUGUCCAUCUUGAAUGGGUUUUCUACAAAGGAAUGUAGAACCAAAAAUGGUUUGGUCACGUGUGAAGUGUACUUGUAAAAUGUAUAUUUUGUGUAUAUGUCUAGUUGGGAGUUAUGCUUUUAAAAAAAAAAAUAGUCUUAUUUUGAUGUGUGAAUGGUGGGGGAUAUGGAUGAAAUGGACUUCAAUAUCCAGUGAGGAUGAAGCGUUUUAUAUCAAGACAAGGUUUCUUUCAGAGCUGACCGAAAAAGUGAGAUGUUUGACUGAAGGCCGGUCCUUUUACCCCCCCCCCUCCCAAGGAUAAACGUUCAAGCUAAUUUUACACUCUGAGACUGACUGGGGGAAGCGUAGUGAAGUUGGGUUUUAUGAAAAGCUAUAAUAUAUAUAUGUAUGCACAGUUUGUUUGUUUUUUUUUUUUUUUAACCAUGUCUAUACAGGUACAAGCUAAGGAGCUUCAUGAAUGUGGCAUAACAGACUCAUUCAGAGAUGACUUAAAGCUCUGCUGGCAGAGUGGCUUCCAGAAAUCUCUUCUGUAAACAGGACACAUUGUUCCAGCCACGUUCCCCAUGUACACGUGUGACGUUUCUUGCCAAGUGAAAAGUUUAGUCGUCAGUUUUGAAGUCAAGGUAGACGAAGUGUCCGGACCCUUUGUAAAUACACUGUGUGCUGAUGGUGCCUUUUCUUCAAAGCAACCAUAGUUCUAAAAGUUCCAUUCAGUUUAAAACUGCAUUAAGAUGGUUUCCCCUUCAGCCCAUCCAUCUGCUAAAUGCACAAAUUCAUGACACUGCUGGAGCUGUACAUUUCCAGGAACUAUGCGGGGAGUGAAUUUUUGUAAACUGCAUUAAGCUUAUUGUAAAAUAGAUGUAUGAAUGUAAAAUAAAACUGAAUUUCUAUGUAA